Galendromus occidentalis (western predatory mite) is the source of this 990-nucleotide messenger RNA. Its product is annotated as probable glutamate receptor. NCBI's taxonomy places the organism in Eukaryota, Metazoa, Arthropoda, Arachnida, Mesostigmata, Phytoseiidae. The transcript is spliced from 6 exons. The record is from RefSeq and is a predicted model, not a curated record. Gene Ontology annotation, cellular component: membrane. The coding region runs from base 1 to 990 and encodes 329 amino acids. Gene Ontology annotation, molecular function: ligand-gated monoatomic ion channel activity.
AUGAAUGAUUCUCUGACUGUGGUCAUGGCGAGGAGCACGCCAUUCUACUUCAUGAAAGAAACCGCUGGCGCAUAUGAGGGCGUUGAUGUUCUCAUAGUAUCAGCACUGAAUCAAGCUUUGCGGAAAAACUUCUCGAUACGUGCUUCCCCGGAACGGAGCUGGGGCUCAUGUACGACCGGCAACUGUACUGGGAUGAUCGGCAUGCUACAAAGAAAAGUCUUCGACCUUGCCAUGUCGGGCAUGUCAAUAUCCUAUGAUCGUCGGCGGUACGUCGAUUUCAGCUUCCCUUAUCUCCUGGAUAGGUUGACCUUCGUUGUUCGAGCUCCGCGCGUCGUGAAUCCAUCCGAUGCCAUCAUAAAACCGUUUGAGGCAGAGGUUUGGGAGUAUUUGAUCUUUGUCAUUGUGAUUUCUAUCAUUAUACGUCAACUCGCCCGUUUGAUGCCGUCAGUAUUCCACGAUUUCCUCGACGUGCUCGACAUUUUCAGCAUACUCUUGGGAAAAGGGCAAAUCCAUGUUCCCGAGCUUCUAUCUCAAGGUAUGGUUGUUUGUUCAUGGCUAGUCAUUUCGUUGGUUCUGUCGACGUGUUAUUCCGGGGUUCUGUUCUCAUCGAUGACUCGUCCCGGGCUGGAAGAGGUCGUCAACACUAUACCCGAGCUAACGAAAGCUUUGAUGGACAAGCGAAUGGAUUGCGGAACGCUCAAGAAUACCCAUUUAGAGAAGUCUUUGCAGCAAGAUAGGUCGCCGAAACCUUUCGAGAGGGCCAUACUCGACUCACUGAAGUCCGGUGAAAACUACGUAGACAGUGACGUUGCGGGUCUUGAGCGAUGCAAGAGCGGCCGAUUUGCGUAUAUCGGAGAGUAUAUCGGCAUUGCCGCUGAUGUUGAAGAUACAGGGACCGUAACCUUCGCUGACGACUCAUUUCAGUUGAUUUUAUAUGGCGUAGCGAUGAGACAACAGCUUGAUAUUACGGAGGAGCUCAAUCUAGUGUAA